Messenger RNA from Cuscuta europaea, 734 nucleotides. Lineage: Eukaryota; Viridiplantae; Streptophyta; Magnoliopsida; Solanales; Convolvulaceae. The record is from the annotation of a GenBank genome assembly.
ACAUGGAAAGCCUGGGCUCAAAAUUUAGUGCUCAAAAUCUAAAAUGGUAGUGAAAUAUGCUCCCGCUAAUCUUUCCAAAUUUCCAAAUUUCUUUCCACCGCCCUAGUCAGUAUGUCUUCAGUUUAGUUUGGACUCCACUCAUCCUUCUGCAAGACCGGUGCCGUAAUCGUGCAGUAACUCCUAGAGUUCGCCGCAGACCAGACCUCUCAUCCUUCCGCAACCCUUUGAAGCAGGCGAUCAAAUGGCCGAACGAUGGCAGAGGGAUGCGAGAGGGGCGAGGGUUUUCGGGAAAGAGGGUUUCACGCAGACGGCUUCGACCCCGCGAAGGCAAUUUCUCAGAACCACCAAAGAUUUGAGCGAUAGGUUUUCAGGGCAUCGGCUAAUUUCAGACGCAGGUGUUGCCUAUGGGAGUUCAAAUUGGAGAAGAAUUGCAAGCCCGUGCCGCAAGCCUAAUUUUUUCGAAUCAAGCGGGGAUGAAGCCAAGAUGGGGAUGACAUGAGAGUUUCCCUAUUCCGAAUUACUUGUCUCUAGUUUUGAUUAUCGGUUGGGUGUACACUCGAUGCAUUAGAUGGCUUUCCCUAGAUGUUCCUAUUUAAUUUCUAGAUGGCAUUCCUGACCCAUUUUUUUUGAAGAAGAACUAGGCUUGGUGGCGGUAAAUCCCACUCCAUAUUUGGUAGCUACAAUUUCCAGGUUUGCCGCGGAUAAUUACAGAGAGAAACCUGGAAUUUACAGAU